CAUCAUUCUUCUGCAACCUCAACAUGUCCUCAAAUAUUCUACCUCAGCGUCGAGAGAGGUGUCCUUACUGCAGCUGCUUCUUUAGCAUUCAGGGAAUUGGAAAUCACAAGCAAGCUUGCAAGCAGAAGUCAGACCAGCAGUUGUCGGAUUCUCAAUUCCACAAUGAUUUGGACCAGCAGACAAGAGCUACAGCAAACUCAUUCACACCAAUAAACAUUAUAGGAUCUGCAACUUUGGAUUAUCAUAGCACAGAACUUGAAUAUGUCAAUGAAACAUCUCCAGAGUCCUCAUCAGUUGAUGAUCAAGUUACUCCAGAAGAUAACGAUACUUCCAAUGCAGCUUGCUUGAUUCUCAAUUCCAUUGAUCAUGUCAAUCUGAUUGAUGAGAAGAUUGUCAAGGAAUAUCAUCCUUCUGCUAUUUUAGAUCCUCAGAUCUUGCCUCUCAGAGAUUUUUUAGCUGACAGCACAAGCAAGCAGAGUUCACUUUUUGAUAGCCACCCUUGGCAUCCAUUUUCAUCUCAGUUGGAUUUUGAUUUAGCAGAAUUCAUUUUGCAUACAGGCAUGAAUCACCAAGCAUGCAGUGAUUUUUUCAGCAUCAUUGACCAAUGUGGAGGCAGUCAAUCAACAGAAUACACUAUCCGAAAUGAGAAUGAUCUUGCAGAAGCAUGGUCACGGGCAGAGAAUUUGUUUACCAAGUUCAAAAAGGAAACAAUAUCAGUUCCAUAUAAAAAUGAAGUUCGAAAUUAUGAUGUCCACUACCGACCAUUAUGGGAUUGGACACUUGAUUUGUUACGGGAUAAAGAUCUUGCACCAUAUUUUGUAUGGGAUGCAGUUCAUUUAUUUCGGGAAGAUAAAAAUGGCAUUCGAACAUGGUUUUUUAAUGAACCAUGGUCAGGAAAUAUAUUUUGGGAAGUUCAAAGUUCUCUUCCUCCUAAUGGAAAACCUUUAGCAUAUAUUUUGUAUGCUGAUAAAUCAUGUUUAUCUUCAUUUGGUACUGCUAAAGGCUAUCCAAAUUUUGGUGGAGGUUGUGUGGUUGGAUGGCUUCCAAUUGUUGAAGAAGAAGAAGAUCAUAAAGGAAAGCCAUCAUGGAUCAAUUUCAAGCGAGUUGUCUGGCAUGAAGCUUUUUGGAAAAUUCUAGGAUCUCUUGCACAAUAUUCUCACAGUGGUUAUGCCUUUCAACCACCAAAUUCAGACAAAGUUAUAAUCUUAUAUCCUUUUAUUCUCAUUCUCUCUGCUGAUUAUGAGGAACAGUUAUUGUAUGAUGACAUUGACCAGAGGUGGCAGAGCAAAUUAUCCCUGUCCAGUCUGCUUGAUACCAUUGACAAAUCUAUCAGAUCUUUCAAUAACAUAUCCAUUACGGACAACUGA
Molecule: messenger RNA, 1367 nt
Organism: Desarmillaria tabescens
Lineage: Eukaryota; Fungi; Basidiomycota; Agaricomycetes; Agaricales; Physalacriaceae
Exons: 8
Coding region: 24-1367 (447 amino acids)
Source: RefSeq, a predicted model, not a curated record